AUGUAUGCUUAUCGCAUCACCGAGAUCCGAAAUGGACGUGAAAUACGAGUGCACGAUUGUUUCGACGAUGGAGAAACUGGAGCGAGCUCUAAAAUGCUAGAACUAUUGGACAAAAUGAAUGCUACUAAUGUUCUGAGGACGAAAGGUGAUGUAAUGGCGCCGCUGAUAAGUUGUGACCAAAAGAUGCAUAAGCUUACCAAAGACUCCAUCGCUCCAGAAUACAACAUAAAAGGAUCCGAGAAGGCAUGCAACAAAAGUGAAAAGCCUGGUCAAACUAGUCAAAUAUGUGGU
Molecule: messenger RNA, 291 nt
Organism: Ostertagia ostertagi
Lineage: Eukaryota; Metazoa; Nematoda; Chromadorea; Rhabditida; Trichostrongylidae
Source: the annotation of a GenBank genome assembly